AUGCUCAACCUAGUCCAAAGAGUCUCUAAAUCGAGGAAUGCUGUAACCCUCAGAGGGUUCUCAACCUCAUCUCAAACCCUUUUGGGACAGAACUUGACAGAAAAAAUUGUGCAACGUUAUGCCGUUGGAUUGCCAGAUGGUAAAGAAGUCCAUUCAGGAGACUAUGUUUCUGUGAAGCCUCGUCAUUGUAUGACCCACGAUAACACCUGGCCAGUGGCGUUGAAAUUCAAAGGUUUAGGGGCCUCUAAAAUCAAGGAUAACCGUCAAGUUGUCAUGACUUUAGAUCACGACGUGCAAAAUAAGACGGAAAAGAACUUGACCAAGUACAAGAACAUUGAAAACUUUGCCAAAGAACACGGUGUGGAUUUCUACCCGGCUGGCAGAGGUAUUGGCCAUCAAAUCAUGAUCGAAGAAGGGUACGCUUUCCCAAACUCCGUGGUGGUGGCCUCGGAUUCCCACUCCAACACUUAUGGUGGGUUGGGUACCCUCGGUACCCCAAUUGUCAGAACCGACGCCGCAUCAAUUUGGGCCACUGGUCAAACUUGGUGGCAAAUCCCUCCAGUUGCUAAAGUGGAAUUGAAAGGUAGAUUGCCUAAAGGGGUAACCGGUAAGGAUGUGAUUGUUUCUUUGUGUGGUAUUUUCAAUAACGAUGAAGUUUUGAACCAUGCCAUUGAGUUCACUGGUGAACACAUUGAGGAAUUGCCAAUUGAUUACAGAUUGACCAUUGCCAACAUGACCACCGAAUGGGGGGCGCUUUCUGGGUUGUUCCCAGUCGACAAUACCCUCAUUGAAUGGUACGAAAACAGAUUGAAGAAAGUGGGACCAAACCACCCAAGAAUCAACGAAAAGACCUUGCAAGAUUUGAAAAAUAACUUGACCAAAGCUGAUUCCGACUCUUAUUAUGCCAAGACAUUGACUAUCGAUUUGAGCACUUUGUCUCCAUUCAUUUCUGGGCCAAACUCCGUGAAGGUCUCGACCUCGCUCACCGACUUGUCCAACAAAAACAUGAAGGUUAACAAGGCUUAUUUGGUCUCAUGUACUAACUCACGUUUAUCCGAUAUCAAGGCUGCCGCAGAUAUCAUUAGAGGCCACAAAGUGGCUCCAGGGGUGCAAUUUUACGUUGCUGCCGCCUCCUCCAAUGUCCAAAAGGACGCUGAAGCCUCCGGUGCCUGGAAAGACAUCAUGGAUGCUGGUGCCAUUGCUUUACCAGCCGGUUGUGGACCAUGUAUUGGUUUGGGUACCGGGUUAUUAGAACCUGGUGAAGUGGGGAUCAGUGCUACCAACAGAAACUUCAAAGGUAGAAUGGGGUCUAAAGACGCAUUAGCCUUUUUGGCUUCACCGGAAGUGGUUGCCGCGUCGGCAAUUUUGGGGAAGAUUGGGUCACCGGAAGAAGUGUUGGGCCAAAAAGUUAAGGAAACUAGCGAAGUUUCCAAGUCGAUAACCAUCAAUAAAAAACCAGAAGCCGCUGGUGAUGCUGCUGCUAGUAGUGCAAGUGGGGUUGAAGUUUUGGAAGGUUUCCCUAAGAGAAUCACUGGGGAAUUGGUUUUGUGUGAUGCGGACAAUAUUAACACCGAUGGGAUUUACCCAGGUAAAUACACUUAUCAAGAUGAUGUUCCAAGGGAGAAGAUGGCAGAGGUCUGUAUGGAAAACUACGAUUCCGAGUUUGGAGCAAAGACUCAUGCUGGCGAUAUUGUGAUUAGUGGUUAUAACUUUGGUACUGGUUCUUCUAGAGAACAAGCUGCGACUGCCAUUCUUGCAAGAGAUAUGAAAUUGAUUGUUGCCGGGUCUUUUGGCAAUAUCUUCUCCAGAAACAGUAUCAACAAUGCGUUAUUGACCUUGGAGAUCCCAGAUUUGAUCAACAAGUUGCGUGAGAAAUACAGUGGUUCCGAGAAAGAAUUGACCAGAAGAACUGGAUGGUUCUUGACAUGGGAUGUCUCCAGUGCCGAAGUGACUGUCACCGAAGGUCAAGAUGGGCCAGUGGUGUUGAAACAAAAAGUUGGUGAGUUGGGAUCCAACUUGCAAGAUAUUAUUGUUAAAGGUGGGUUAGAAGGAUGGGUUAAAGCCGAAUUAACCAAAGCAUAG
Molecule: messenger RNA, 2082 nt
Organism: Saccharomycopsis crataegensis
Lineage: Eukaryota; Fungi; Ascomycota; Saccharomycetes; Ascoideales; Saccharomycopsidaceae
Gene: LYS4
Product: homoaconitate hydratase LYS4
Exons: 1
Coding region: 1-2082 (693 amino acids)
Biological process (GO): L-lysine biosynthetic process
Molecular function (GO): homoaconitate hydratase activity; 4 iron, 4 sulfur cluster binding
Source: RefSeq, a predicted model, not a curated record